CAUAGAAGCACCGAAAUCUGAAAGAUUAGCAGGGAAUGGAAUUUAGGGUGGAGGCCAUGUCGGUGAGAACCAAACGAGCAACAACCCAAUUCGGUUUAAGUUGUAGUCCAAAGCCCUCACACAGCCGCUUUCUAAAUUCUGUGACUUGGCUCUUUGUAGAUGAUCGUCUCUGGAAACCCAAAACGAGAACAAGAUGCGAUAUCUACUGAUGCCCAGCUCACUCCUCUCCUGUGUGUUUUGUAUAGUAUUUUCUGUGACGUCUCUUGAGGGUUUGCUACGUUGGUGCUGGAUGUGUUAAUAGUCUGGCGUUUUCCUGGUUAUCGUUGGAGGUUUUGCUUUAAGGAAGCUCGUGUAGUGGGCUUAGGAUUUGCAAAAUUCCUUCUUUGUAGCUAGAUAUGUCUACUCCCACUUCCCAAUCUCGUGUGCAAGAUUAAGGAGAAGGCCAUCUAUUGCAUUGUCGUUGAUUACGACCCUCAUGUUGACUGGGAUCUUCAAGUUGAGUGUGUUCAACCCUCGACUGAGAUUCUGAGUAGUAAAUCGCGGUGUAGGUUAAUGAAGGGAGAGGCCAUAGCUUCACAAUGCAGUUCAGGCUCCGAUAUCAACGUUUAUACAUACUUGGAGUGCGGAAUGGAGCACAGAAAGCUUUAAAUUGGUCCGAGCUCGGCAUUCGACUUGGAUUGGAUGGCUGUAGAGUGAGUGAUCGUUCGAGGCUUAUGGAAGAACUAAGACUGUAAUCAACGUUCCUACACGACAUUUCGUUGAGAACAAUCGAUUUUUGUGAUCUUGCAAAUUACCCAUCUGGUUGGACACAAAUGUUUUGCACGGUUUUAUGGUGCUAAUUCGAACACUUCUUACACAGGAGAGCGCGUGACCAGUUUCCAGCUACUUGGAAUGAGCGUUUGAGUAGCGACUUCGCUACUUUCAUCAAUCAUGGCUCAACGUUUGUGGAAUGUGAUUCAAGCUGUUACCAGAUUUUCCAAGACAGUGGAAAAUACGCCUCAGAGGUACUUGAGUGUUGCGAAAGAGUGUAUGCAUCAAAUACAGAGCUGCAUGGAUUCUCCAAGUGUUACCACACCAUUUCAAUUUAACCAUGGUCAGUGUGAGUAUUUGAUUCAAAAACUCAAAUCAGCUGUCGAGAUUGCCGAGGAGUGCAUUCUAAGCCACUCAGGUGAACACAGAGGGAACUGCCUCAAAAUUUUCAAGCUUCUGAGCUGGUUGGCCAAAGAGAUAGAGAGCUUUGUAGAGGAUUGCAGGAAAAAGAAUUGGAUUGAAGCUGCUAUGCUGUUUACGAACAUGUCUGAGCAUGUAUCCUCAUUAGGUUUCGAUUUGGAGUUAAGCACAAAACUUUUGAGCAGCAGAAAGCUGUUCAGGCACAUAUUGGACGAGCUUGAAGAAAUGAGACCAGCUGUGGUCAGUUUGGUUAAAGAGAGGGCUCUAGGAGAUCAAAGAACUUUGUUGAAGAGACUGGAAACUCAUAUGAGUCACUCAAGCAAUUCAAACAAUCUGGAUCAGCAGCUGGCCUCCUGUCUACAUGGAAGAUUGACUCAGAUUUUGUCAGGAACUGUUCAGUUCAGCAUUUGGGAAGUAGACCAUGCUAAAUCAGUGGAGCGUUUGGGGAGUACACAAUUAGGACGAGGUGCAUUUGGUGAAGUGCGCAAAACCAGAUGGUUCAGGUUCGAAGUUGCUGAGAAGAUAUUUUACGGAUCAAAUCACCCGAGUUUCAAGAAUGAAGUUGAAAUAUUAGCAGGGUUGGCUCACCCUAAUAUUGUGCCCUUGUUGGGCUAUGCCAUAGACAACAACAGGUACUCCAUUAUCAUGGAGCUGAUGGACGGCGACCUUUUUCAUCUCAUGCAAGAUAGGAUGCACCACAAGAAAAGUCACGAUGGUCCUUUCACCAUUUUUGAAGCAGUUGACAUCAUGCUUCAAAUUGGGGAAGGCAUGGUCUACCUUCACAAUAACAAAAUUGUUCACAGGGAUGUGAAAUCACAAAAUAUUUUAUUCAAGAAGAAAAAGUACAUCGAUGGCAGUGAGCACAUUUGUGCGAAAUUGGCAGACUUUGGGCUUUCAAAAACGAAAGAAAACAGCAGUACUUUUUCCAAUCAGACCCCAAACACUGGUACAACUAGAUGGAUGGCUCCUGAAUUGAUGUCUCGCGGGCAAGUCGGUUCUAAAGUGAAGAGUUUCCCAUUUCAACUUGAUGUCUACAGCUUUGGGAUGUUGUGUUACGAGAUACUGACUGGAGCUGUUCCCUUCUCAAACACAUGCUCUCACAUCGAAGUGAAGAGGAAGGUACUGGAUGGAGUCCGGCCCUCACUACCUGAACAAUGUCCUGAUGAGCUUAAAGUGUUGAUCCAGGGAUGUUGGCAUGCUGAAGCGAGCUUACGCCCUUUGUUUUCUGACAUCUGCAAGAGCUUGAGGCGUCUGAGAUGCUCACUCAUGACAUGCUCACUUAUGGUAGGUGUGGAAAGUGUCUAUCACGAUGGGGACAUCCACUGUUUAGCUCCUCCAUCUUUAGAGGUGCCCAAGAAGAAGCAGGGGCCAGUCACUAGACGCCUCCGAGCAGCGCCCCUUACUCGACCUCGGAAGAGAGCGUCGAGUCCCUCUGACAACAUGGACGAAGGCAGUCGACACGAAAGCGGAUUCACGUCGACAGAAAACAGUAGCAGCAUCAUGAUGGGUGACUAUUUCCUAUCUAGCAACAGUAGCAGCGGCACUGUUGGGGAGGCUGAAAAGGCUGAAGCAUUAAAGCUGGCUUCAAUGCUUGGUAAGAAAAAAAUUUGCCUCCGGUAACCCAUCUUGAUGAGGAGCAGAAAAUGGGAAUGUGAGUAGAACUGUGCUGCAGUUGUUGAUCUUGUUGCUCAACAUAAACCGUGACUGGGGCGCAACUUUCUUGACUGAUCUCAGGGCGUCUAUUUUCUGCCUUAAAUUAUACAGAAUAAUGUCUUCUGUCAUAAUGCCUGGGCCUCAAGCAACAACCACUCUUUUGAUGAAAACGCCACCAUCUACAUUAUCUCAAAUAUACGAAGCCAGUCCGAUUAUUGUCAGGACUUUUGAGGUUGGGAUUUGAGCCACCAAGUAGUCAUGUGCGUUCGUAAAUAUCUGCAAAUUUUGUCCUGCUACCGGUUACUACACAAAACUCAACUUGCACUGUAAAUAGAAUCGUGCAACAAUACGUGUUGUAAGUUCAUGAGUCAAAAAUUGAUAGAUGUAGAAGAUUUUCCGACAUGAUUGUUUUAAUAUGGAAUAAUUCACAGAUAUAUUCCGUGGAACAGAGGAGUGGCCAUUUGAUGUAGAUUGGUGCAAUUCUUUCGAAUUCUGCCGUCAGUUGCAGAUUGGUUGCGUCAUUUGGAAUCAGGGAUCUAGUUACAAGGCCUCCAAUCAAAGAGAAUCCUAGAACUAAAUUAAUGAAGUUUCCUAUUUUUUCCA
Messenger RNA from Physcomitrium patens, 3426 nucleotides. The record is from RefSeq and is a predicted model, not a curated record. Lineage: Eukaryota; Viridiplantae; Streptophyta; Bryopsida; Funariales; Funariaceae.